Molecule: messenger RNA, 2620 nt
Organism: Diospyros lotus (date-plum)
Lineage: Eukaryota; Viridiplantae; Streptophyta; Magnoliopsida; Ericales; Ebenaceae
Product: G-type lectin S-receptor-like serine/threonine-protein kinase SD1-1
Exons: 6
Coding region: 1298-2527 (409 amino acids)
Biological process (GO): protein phosphorylation
Molecular function (GO): protein serine/threonine kinase activity; ATP binding
Source: RefSeq, a predicted model, not a curated record
UAAUAUAGUCUUCUAUGUGAUUGUAAUAUGCUUUCUGAGAGCAUGAUAGUGUUAGGUAGUUGAGAUCCCUAUGACCAAGAAUCCUAGGUUAUAGAGGGGAGCUAGGAAAUAGGGUCUCUAUCUAGUUGAUGGAAGAUAGAUGGAAAAGGGCUUAGUCGGGAUGAUGAGCAAGGUGGUUUAUUGUUUUUAAAAUCGCACUCUAGCUCCUUAGAACUUCUGAAUUUGUGGUUUCAUGUGGUGUUUGAUUAUUUACCAUUAGGCUAUUUGUUUGAUUCUUUGGCUGUGCCUAGUACUACUUUGUUGAAUUUCUGUAAGGGGGUCUACAGGGCACGGGGCUCGUAACUUUGUGAGAGUCAGGGAGGGUAGGGUCAUUUUGUAUGCAAUUUUAACCAUUGUUUCGCAGAGAGGUCACGAUCAAAUCUAUGACAUUCCAAUUACAAAGUAGCAACUUUACAGUUGCUACCAAGUCUCCUAAUUCUCUUUUUUCUGGAAUUAUUGUAUUUUCAUAUAUUCCACACUUUGGUUUGUUGGAUAUGAAUUUUGGUAGUGCUGGUGGAGUUCCCGGUGUUGGUGGCUCGUAGGUAGUUGUUUAGAAGAGGUGUGGAUCGUACGUGUAGCGCUGGCAGAUCUAAGAAGAAAUUGGACGAAACUUACACGUUGUUCUUGUGUCCUAAGAAGCAAUUGGAGUAACCAUCAUUUAUUGUGCUAAUCUAUUGCUUGCUGGGGGGUUUUUUGCUGCUGUUUUAGACCUUGAGCUCACAGCAGUAUUUAAUUAGACAUCUAACCCCAUAUCUCUAAAUAGUUUGAUAUAUCAGUUGCAUGACUAUAAUGGGAUACCUUACGGCCUGACGCUGUGAUAGUCUUCUAGCAGCUGGAACUGCACAUGUGGAACCAUGCCCUGUGGUCUUUUCCUCUAAGGACUGGUGUGAUUUUUCCACUCAACGUAGUUGGACAAUUGUCUAUUGAUAUUUUAAGAUCAGCUGGGUGGUUUUUUCUCGAAUAGCUUGUUAGAGACUGUCUUUUCACUUGCAUACUUCUAUAUCUGUAAUAUUUGACCAAUAGUCAGGUUUCAAGUUUUUCUUUCUUUGUUUUUUUUUUUUUUAUUCUUCCCUGAGACCCAAGUCUUUGGUUGUAUGACAAUAUAAUCAAGAGAUCAUUGAAAGAAUACUUCAGUCAGGGUGAAAAUGCAGCACAUGGAAACAUGGCGGAAUGACUUAAACAACAACAAUAUAUCCAGCCUUUAUCCCACUAUGCGGGGUCGGCUACAUGAAUUCUAGACUUUCAUGUAUAUAGUGGAAUGACUUAUUUUGUUAUUUUUGUAUGGCCAGAAUUAAUUGCUGAUCCCAAGGAGAGAAAUCUAAUGUUGACAAUACUUAUCAUCAUAUUGUCAACAGUUUGUGGGAUGAUUCUCUCUUGUCUGGUUGCCUUUUCUAUUUGUCGGUUGAGGAAGGCAAUUCAAGCACUGCAGGAGAAGAGAACCAGAAAAGAUUCUAAAGAAGAACCAGAUGAUGAAGACCUUGAGUUAACUGUUUUUGAUUUGAGCAUCAUUUUUGCUGCUACUGACAUAUUCUCUUCUGGAAAUAAAAUAGGAGAAGGUGGUUUUGGCCCUGUAUAUAAGGGUGAAUUGGCCAGUGGACAAGAAAUAGCUGUGAAGAGACUCUCGGAGAGUUCUUGUCAAGGCCUCCAGGAGUUUAAAAAUGAAGUUAUUAUGAUUUCCAAACUUCAACACCGCAACCUUGUUAGACUCCUGGGAUGCUGCACUGAAGGAGAAGAAAGGAUGUUAGUUUACGAGUUCCUGCCUAACAAAAGUUUGGACAACUUCAUAUUUGAUGAAACUAGAAGCAAACUGCUACCUUGGGAAAAGCGGUUCAACAUUAUUGCUGGAAUUGCACGGGGACUACUGUAUCUUCAUGAAGACUCAAGAUUGAGAAUCAUUCAUAGGGAUCUCAAAGCAAGUAACAUCUUACUAGACAAUGAAAUGGACCCUAAAAUUUCUGAUUUUGGCAUAGCAAGAAUUUUUGGAGGAAAGCAGACAGAGGGCAUGACAAAGAGAGUUAUGGGAACUUAUGGUUAUAUGUCUCCUGAAUAUGCAAUGAGUGGUUACUUCUCGGUGAAGUCAGAUGUCUUCAGCUUUGGUGUCUUAGUGUUAGAGAUAAUAAAUGGCAAGAAGAACUGGGGAUUUCAUCACCCUGGACAUGACCUCAACCUUAUAGGGCAUGCAUGGAAACUGUGGAAUGAAGAUAGGCCCCUGGGACUAUUAGAUGAAGUAUUGAGGGAAUCAUUUUCUGCAAAUGAAGUGAUAAGGUGCAUUCAAGUAGGACUGUUAUGCGUACAGCAGCGUACAGAAGACCGGCCAUCAAUGUCAUCUGUGGUUUUUAUGCUGAGUAAUGAAAGUGCAGAGCUACCUGUACCCAAAGAACCUGGUUUUUGUGUGGAAAGUAUUUACUUGAAGAUUGAAUCACCGUCGGGUGAACAAAUUUGUGAUACUGUUAAUGAUGUUACAGUGACAGAGUUGGUUGGAAGAUAAGAGUGUCACAUUAACUUAUUUUGACACUUUUUAUACAGUUGUACUAGUUUGUACACUAGAAAUUUCUUCAAUGCAUUAUGAUUUUGAGCUGGA